Pelagomonas calceolata is the source of this 2710-nucleotide messenger RNA. NCBI's taxonomy places the organism in Eukaryota, Pelagophyceae, Pelagomonadales, Pelagomonadaceae. The record is from the annotation of a GenBank genome assembly.
GCAGGAUUUGACAUCUUCCGUGGACAGAGUUAGUGUAUACAGACACUAGGAUUACGGCCCAACGGGAUCGAAGCUUUGUCCGAUACCGCAGCGCCCCAGGACGAAGACGGCGCCAAACCGCCGCAGCGAUCGCCAACGGCUGCCCCGCAGCCGAACCGAGCAGCCCUUUGACCGUCCACGGCGCCCCUGGACAACAGCCACCAAAAGGCUGUCGAAACCCCACGCCGCCAGCCGCCAGCAAGACGAAGAUAAGGCUGCCAGCAAGACAAAGGAUGCCGCUCCUCAGCGCCGAGUUCAAGACCAACAUGGCUGUGAAAUAUGAGGAGGCCAAGAUUUAUGCGAGAAACGCGUACAAGAAGGCCACGACCCGCACCCCCAAGGAGCCAAAAGAGCAGGACGACAGCCCGAAGAAGUCCAUGACCAUGAAGGAGGCCUAUUUUAAGAGGAUGGAGAAAGGUACACUGAAAGAUAACGACACGAACCCGAUGGACCGCAUGGCGGCGAUGCGGUUGGUGGAUGCCGGUCUAUGGGACGCCAAGGAGACCGAGAAGCUCUACGCGGCGUAUAAUAAGAUAAGGGCCAAAGAUGGGCAUCGACACAAGGCCAAAAACGCCAAGACGAGGUAUCCGACGGUGGCGGACUUCUACCGUUUUUUCCGGCUCGAGACCUCGAUCUUCUGCACGCAGAUCCUGCUCAUGCCCAAGAAGAUCCCCAUCGAAGGCUUAAGUGCCAAAGAGGUAGAAAAAGUCUGCUUCAGUUUCGCUGAAUUUGCCUUGGCGGUGUGGCUCCUCUGCGCCUUCGACCUCGGGACCCUAGCUUUUUACAUGAUGGACCGCGACCACAAGGGCUACCUGAACCGCGGCGAGGUGCGACUCGCGGUGGCCCAGAUCUACUCCGUGCACAACACGGGGCCGAGGCUCAUCGACGGGACCAAACCCUUAGAUUCGAAACUCACGCGAGUGAUGAACACGUUAGAUGCAAAUGGGAACGGGAACAUCUCGCGGGAUGAAUUCGUCGCGUUUUCGCACCAGCACCACCACCUGCUCAUGCCGGCCUUUUCCAUCCAGAGAUCUGUCAGAGAACGGGCGUUCGGGAUGACGUUCAAUUGGGAAAAGAUCGAAACGAAGCGGAAGCGCGUUGUGGGUACGAGAAGUAUCCAGCAAGUCGUCGACGACGUCGCUCGGCUCAUACCGGAGAUUGGUGGUGGUCGUAGCAGCGACGAGAAAGUCGGCGAGGGCGAGGCCUACAUGCGGGAAUCAGAUCCAGAUAAAGUAUUAGAUCAUGCCGCCGCGGCCUAUCAACGAGGUGACCUGGAGAAGGCCAAAGAAAUCUACGCCUACAUCGAGCAGGGCGGCGGUUCCGAACAUAAGGACGGCAACGUUAGGAAGAGUUCGGCCGUCGCCGGCUUCUCGUUGGAUUCUACCCACGACGCCUACGCGGCGGAUCUGCGCAAGAAGAAGGUGCGCGGGUCCCAGGAAAAGGCGUUCGCCGGCCGACGAGUAAAGAAAUCCUAGUCACAAGCGCGCCCCCGCCCCACAUCGCUCUCCGGCGCGUCCCGCAAAUCGUCGCAGAGCAGGUGCUGGUAGGCCGUCCCCCUCAACGUAUUCUUGACGCGCUCCCAGUUCGCGACGUACUCCCGCAAAUCCGGAUGACUAUGGAUCUUGACGUCCUUCGACGGCUUGUCGAAGUCCUGGGCGCAGGAAUCACCAUCGACGAGCCAGCUCCUUAUAUCAUUAAACUGCGCGUUGUCCCUAUCUAGGUCUUCGUACACCAGGAAUUUCGAGGGGAUGCCCGCCUUCUGGCACGUCUCGAAGAGUGCUUUGAGGGUAGUCAUGGUCCGGUUCUCCCGAUCCAGUGCUCGCAAUAACCCGCGCCGCCGGGGCAGCUCGACCUUUUUGGCCACGCUCGAAGCCUCUUCCGUGGUGUGGGCGUGCGGGACGUGUUUUUUGGUCCCCUUGGAGUCCGCGUUCGUUACUUUGGAGACCAGGAGCCGUAGUAAGUGUCUUCUCACCAGAAAGAUCAGCUUUGCCCGCCUUUGUUUAAGCACCGGCAGUAGCCACAAGUCAAAAGCCUCUUCCGCGCCGAUAUCAAAGGGCUGGUUCAGCAUCCACUUGAAGCCCUGGCGGCGCUUCGGGGACGUACCCUUUUCCUUGCGCGCCCAGACGUCGCGCAUGUCCUCGAACGCCUUGCCGACCACUGUCACAUUUUUACCCGGCGCGAGUGUCAAAAACCCGUCCACCGCCGUGCGCAUCUUUGGUCUCGUCCAGAAGUCCUUGGCGUUGAAGUACUCGCCGCCGCAGUCGAUGCAGCGCGCGCGCCGGAGCUCGUCGACCAUCCAGCGGCUCCCGGAGCGCUGCGUCGUGACGACGAUGAAGUGGGAGUUGUGCUCUGGUGGUGUCGGUGGUGUCGGUGGGGCAGCCUUCUUUGGUUGGCUGUGGAGGAGCCAUUGAGUGAGUGCCAGCAGCAUGGCGGUGAGGACCACUGUUUUGACGGCGGAGUGCUUGUAGGCGGUGAGCAGGCGCUGACGGCGGCCCAUGCGCCACUAUACCUCGAUGGGUGCGCGGGUGUGUCGUCCCGCGCGCGGAGCAUGCGCGGUCACACGAAAAUUUAAUGCGGGCAGCUUCGAAAACGUUGGCCUCUUGGGACCAGUCUGGCACUCGCCGGAGGGCUCGCAAGCCCUCGACGGGCGGCCGGAACAAUCACAUUUUAA